AUGGCGCCCAGCAAUGGCGGGGCGCUGUUUCCGCUUAUGGGCGACGACAGGCGACAAGGCGAUCAGCAGCAUAAACAACAACAACAACAACAGCACGUGCGAGUCCUGAAGAAGCCAGCCCAAAUCCUGCUGCUGUUGGCCAUUGUUGCUGCCCGAUUUGGUGGCCCAACAAGGCGCACAACUCUCGCAUCGGCCUGCGAGGAGGAGUCCGUGUCAGCGCUUCAAAACAAUAGAUACAGCAGCUACUACGGCAAUAAUAACAACAACAACGACAACAAUAACAACGAUUAUGGCUACAACAACAUUGAUGGCAUUGCAGAUAGGAACGACAACAAUGACAACUAUAACUACAACAAAGCCACAGCCAAAUGGCAGCCGCCGCAGCAAAAACUAUACGCAAAUUCCCAGGAGCAAAAGCAGCAACACCAACGCCAGCAGCAACAGCAACAGCAGCAACAACAAUUUGUUGAUAAUCCCGAGGCAGCUCGGAAUGACUUCCUUUCGCAAUUGUCUGACUUAAAUGCGGCUGUGCAAGGUGUAGGCAUGUUUGCUGCCCAGCACAGAAACAGAAACAACAACAACAACAACAACAACAAUGAAAACUACAACGACAACGACAACAACAAUGACAACGACAUCGACGACAACAAUCUGUGGCAAGCUGAAGCUGGAUUUGAAAGAGAAAAGACGCAUUUGCCGCUGGAACGUCACAGCCGUAGCAGCUACCUUUCCAGGCAUGCAGGUCAGCCGGAGCGGUACGAGAAUGAUGCAAUGCCAAGCGAAACGGACGACAGCGUGGAUAUUGAGGGCGAGGAGGACUAUGCCGUGGCCACCACCAAAGAUGCGGACGAACUGAGUCCCCAGCUGCCCUAUGGCAUACAAAAUGUGCGCAAGCGGCGCGUGCGCAGCGUCAUGCCACCAGCAGCAGCGGCUGCGGCUGCAGCUGCGGCACAGCACAGCGGCAGCGAGGGCGUCACCUACCAAUCACUGUGCCCCACCAAGCGUGUUACCGUCAAGCUGGACAAUGGCGAAUAUCGGCCCAAUCACUAUGUGGAGGUCACCUGUGCCAACAACUAUGCCCCGUUGCCCGCCAGGCUGCACAACUACGACUACAACUAUCGCAGCAAUGAGCUGCCGCUGCUGCGCGCCCUGCUCAACGAACGGGUCGGUGAGAAGCGUGAGAUCUGCUCGGCUACUGGUUUCUCGUGCAUUCAGCUCAAUCGCACCAUACAUCUGAUACGCUUGAACGAGGGCAGCGGCUGCUGGGAGUCGGAGACACGCACAGUGCCCUCGGGCUGUGAGUGCAUGUGGCCGAAGCAUAGCUAUGGCGACAUUGCCUCCUAUCACCAGGCACAGAAGCGUUUCAGGACCAGUUUGAACAAUCUUCAGGCACGCGUUGCAGGCGGCAACAUUGAUUAUGCACCCGGCGUGGGCUAUCGCCAGCUGACGCUGCGCUCCCGCACACCCAAGUCUGGUGUUGGAGCUGCACGCAGCCGGCGCUCGGAUGUGUUGGACUAUGAUAACUAUGAAUUGAAUUAAAUUGAAGUACUUUAACGCGCAUUUUCGGGACCAAGUCCCAAGCACAAUGGGUAGCACAUCAAAAGUUUGGAUC
Molecule: messenger RNA, 1612 nt
Organism: Drosophila novamexicana
Lineage: Eukaryota; Metazoa; Arthropoda; Insecta; Diptera; Drosophilidae
Product: probable serine/threonine-protein kinase yakA
Exons: 5
Coding region: 1-1539 (512 amino acids)
Source: RefSeq, a predicted model, not a curated record